AAUGUAUUCUCACGACGUCGUCGCACAAGAAAUAUACGGUGAAGACGCUGUUCGAGUUACUCCACCCCCAGUUACUUCCUUCCUAAACGGCCAAACUCCCGGCGCUGAACAUUCCUCUUCACCAGACACUGUUCCUCCUCCAACUAUUCCGGAAAUGGAGAAUGUUACACGUGUCCGUUUAGUUCAGUUCCAAAAGAAUACGGAAGAGCCAAUGGGCAUUACCUUGAAAAUGAACGAAGAAGAAAAAUGCCUGGUUGCGCGUAUUAUGCAUGGUGGUAUGAUACAUAGACAGGGUACAUUACAUGUUGGCGACGAAAUAAGAGAGAUAAAUGGUGUUGGCGUAGCUAAACAAUCUGUCGAGGUCCUGCAGAAGAUGUUGAGGGACGCAAGAGGUUCCAUAACCCUCAAAAUUGUGCCCAGCUAUCGUAAUCAGCCCGUCCAAUGCGAAAUAUUCGUUAGGGCUUUGUUUGAGUAUGAUCCAUCGGACGACGAUCUUAUACCAUGUUCCCAGGCCGGAGUCGCUUUCAAAAUAGGCGAUAUUCUACAAGUAAUUUCCAAAGAUGAUCAUAAUUGGUGGCAAGCAAAGGGAUGGGGUAGAUCUUUUAGCGAAGCCGCCGGUUUAAUCCCAUCUCCAGAAUUACAGGAAUGGCGAACAGCGUGUACUGCAAUGGACAAAGCAAAGCAUGACCAGGCUCUAAAUUGCUCCUGGUGGAAUAAAAAGAAGAAAACGUUCAGGGAUAAGUAUUUGGCAAAGCAUAAUGCUAUUUUCGACCAACUCGACCUAGUUACAUAUGAAGAAGUCGUUAGACUACCUGCUUUUAUGCGGAAAACUUUGGUUCUUCUAGGAGCUCAUGGAGUUGGUCGACGACACAUUAAAAAUACAUUAAUCACAAGUCACCCGGAAAGGUUCGCCUAUCCAAUACCCCAUACAACUAGGCCACCAAAAAAAGAUGAAAUAAAUGGAAAGAAUUACUUCUUUGUCAGUCAUGAACAAAUGAUGACUGAUAUAGCUGCAAAUGAGUAUUUGGAAUAUGGUACACACGAGGAUGCAAUGUAUGGAACCAAAAUCGAGACCAUAAGACAAAUCCACGAACAAGGACUAAUAGCAAUCUUGGAUGUUGAACCACAGAGUAAUAGGCAAAGUAUGUACAACUUAUAG
Molecule: messenger RNA, 1159 nt
Organism: Dimorphilus gyrociliatus
Lineage: Eukaryota; Metazoa; Annelida; Polychaeta; Dinophilidae
Source: the annotation of a GenBank genome assembly